Messenger RNA from Colletotrichum phormii, 2436 nucleotides. RefSeq names its product CAP-Gly domain-containing protein. The record is from RefSeq and is a predicted model, not a curated record. Gene Ontology annotation, biological process: nuclear migration involved in conjugation with cellular fusion; cytoplasmic microtubule organization; establishment of mitotic spindle orientation. Lineage: Eukaryota; Fungi; Ascomycota; Sordariomycetes; Glomerellales; Glomerellaceae. The coding region runs from base 1 to 2436 and encodes 811 amino acids. The transcript is spliced from 2 exons. Gene Ontology annotation, cellular component: spindle pole body; spindle; cell tip. Gene Ontology annotation, molecular function: microtubule plus-end binding.
AUGUCCGUCACCACAACAACAGCGACUGCCGCAUACGCGCCGACCCAUAGAAGUCUUGCCCACCCGCCGCGAACUCUUCGCAAAGCUACCAGCUUCACUAGCAACUUCGCCUCCUCCACAACCGCUUCCUCUCCCAGUCUUAAUUCCCUCUACAAUACCCAUUCGCGUCUCACGCCCUCGCAUCAAUCCCUCCCGCGCAAAUCCUCUCUGGCCGCCCUCACUCCCAAGUCUCUCGCCUCGAUUCCCGAUGUAAGCGAGUCCUAUGCCUACAACAGCGUGCUAGCCGAGUCGCCCGAUCGCAAAAUGCCACCCGCCACGCCCGGUAGGGCCGGGACCGACUUCGUUCUCGGCGAUGUCGUCGAAGUCCCGGGCAAUAUGCUCGGCACCGUCCGUUUUAUCGGUUCUGUGGAUGGGAAGAAGGGCACUUUCGCUGGUGUCGAGUUGCAUCCCGAGUUCUCCCAGCGGGGCAAGAACUCGGGCGAGGUAGAAGGUGUUUCCUACUUUACUACGACUCUUCCUGGCGCAGGCAUCUUCCUCCCUCUAAACAAGGCUGUGAGACGGGACUCUCCUCCUGGCUCGUCCUCUAGCUCGUUUCCUCACACUCCCACUGCCAGCACUAUGGGCGGUCUCAAGGUCGGCACGCAGAACUCAACGAACACACCUCCGACGCCGUCAGUGCCGCUGUUCAGCAAAUCUGUUGGCCCUGGCAUUACCCCCGGCCGAUCAAUCAGUCCCCAGCUGAAGAAGUCAAUGAGCAGGCCUUCUGUACGCCCAGAGUCGCCUGUACGAAAAUUACAGAUGACCCCAGGACCGAGACCAUCACUGGCGACGCCCGGAAAAGUGCCUUCCAAAUACAACUCUCCUGCCCCGAAUCGCUUCGCGCAGAGUGUUCGUGGAACGGCCGGAGACCCGAGCAAAGGUCCACGGUUGGAUAGGAAGCCAAGUGUUGGUCCGCGUAGUGCCUCUGCUCUUGGCCAAACGUCAAUGUUUGACGAGGAGCCGAUGCCUCAGCCACCAGCCACUCUACAGCGAACACAGACAAACGGAAGCACCAAUUCGGUAUCUUCAUAUAGCUCAAAGUUCAGAGUGCCAUCGCGGGCUGGAGCCGGGUCAAGGGCCGCAUCGCGAGCACAGAACGACGAUGAGGUUGACCGGCUUAGAGCACAACUGGACGACCGCGAAAGGCAGUUGAGGGAUCAAGCAUCUACGUUGGCGGAGAUGGAGAGCAGUUUGACCGAGCUUCAGACUCUUAUGGAGAGUUCGGAUCUGUCAGCACCCAAGCGCAACAGUCUCGACGAUAAGGACUCGAUGCAACUUCGCGCACUGGUCAGGGAAAAGAACGAGAAAAUUGCGAUGCUCACUGCCGAGUUCGACGCACACAGAGCCGACUUCCGAAGCACCAUCGACACCCUCGAAAUGGCGAGUUCCGAAACCGAACGAGUGUACGAAAAGCGCAUUGACGAGUUGAUGAUGGAGAUGCGUGAGCUCGAAUCACGGACCGAUGACGUCGAUUCCGUUGCUCGUCAGCUGAAGCAGCUCGAAGAGUUGGUUCAAGAGCUCGAAGAGGGUCUUGAGGACGCACGACGCGGCGAAGCUGAAGCAAGAGGGGAGGUCGAAUUCCUCCGUGGUGAAGUCGAGCGCACACGAACCGAGCUGCGCCGGGAGCGCGAAAAGGCCUCGGCCGGGAUCAACGGCGCCCCAGGUUCCAGCAACGGGGACCGUGGCUCCGUUUCCAAGGAGUUGGAGCAGAAGGAAGACGAGAUUCGGGGACUUAAGGCGAUCAUCCACUCUCUCAGCCGCGAUUCUGUUCCUGGGGCCGACAAAGCUGAGGACCCCUCCGUACGCGAGAAUGCGAUGGCUCGUGAAAGGCUGGAGCUCGAGCGGGAAGUGGAGAGGCUUCGUAGAGGAAGCGCCACGUCUCAGCUCGAUGGGCCCUUGGCCAACGGGGGUGCUCAGCGUUCUUCACUCCGCGAUUCUCGGGAUACCGUCAUCCUGAUGCGUAACAGCGAGCCCCAGUCUCCUACGGCGACGCACAAGCGUGUUCGUACACUGGACACGAUGCCCGAAAGCGACGCCUUCUCGUCAGUCACGGAUAAUAGUACUCUCUGGUGCGAGAUUUGCGAGACUGGCGGACACGAUAUCCUUACUUGCACAAACAUGUUUGGCAACGAGGGUGGCAAGACCAACGGCGACGCCAGCAAAGUGAGCAAGGAGGACCUGAAGCCCAUCCCCGCCGAGGACAAGCCGGCUCCUCUAUCGCCCAUCAAGUCCAAGCCACUUGCUCCUCCGCCAACUGUCAAGAUCUUCCCGAACCCGAUGGAUUCCGGCCCUGUUGCUGGAAAGGAGAGCGGGAUUGUUGACGUCUCCAAGUGGUGCGCUCUGUGCGAGAGAGAUGGACACGAAAGCGUCGAUUGUCCAUUCGAAGACGCAUUCUAG